Messenger RNA from Tupaia belangeri chinensis (Chinese tree shrew), 4728 nucleotides. It is a transcript of the gene UMODL1, whose product is annotated as uromodulin like 1. NCBI's taxonomy places the organism in Eukaryota, Metazoa, Chordata, Mammalia, Scandentia, Tupaiidae. The record is from RefSeq and is a predicted model, not a curated record. The coding region runs from base 1 to 4338 and encodes 1445 amino acids. The transcript has 23 exons. Gene Ontology annotation, cellular component: extracellular region. Gene Ontology annotation, molecular function: calcium ion binding; protein binding; peptidase inhibitor activity.
AUGCCCAGGACCCUGGGGCUGGCCUUGCUGGCUCUGGUCAGUGCUGUAGGCUCAAGCCAGGCCAGCUUCACAGAAAAAGGACUCUCCUUGUUGAGCUACCAGCUGUGCACCUAUCGAGUGACCCAGAAUGUUCAGAAAGUGGAGCCCUUCCAGAUAUCUCACGUGACCUAUGCAUCCUGCGGCAGCUGGAUCCCCUGGAGGCGGUGCCCUAAGACUGUGUACAGGACCCAGUACCUGGCAGUGGAGGUCCCUGAGUCCAGGAAUGUGACCGACUGCUGCGAGGGCUACGAGCAGCUUGGCCUCUACUGUGUCCUACAAAAAGGACUCUCCUUGUUGAGCUACCAGCUGUGCACCUAUCGAGUGACCCAGAAUGUUCAGAAAGUGGAGCCCUUCCAGAUAUCUCACGUGACCUAUGCAUCCUGCGGCAGCUGGAUCCCCUGGAGGCGGUGCCCUAAGACUGUGUACAGGACCCAGUACCUGGCAGUGGAGGUCCCUGAGUCCAGGAAUGUGACCGACUGCUGCGAGGGCUACGAGCAGCUUGGCCUCUACUGUGUCCUACCCCUGAAUAGAUCUCAAGAGUUUGCUUCAAAACCUGGGGUCUGCCCGACGGCUGAGCCAGAGCUGUCCACUUCACCAUGCAGCUUGGACACUGACUGUCCCAGACUUCAGAAGUGCUGUUCCUGGUCAGGAGGCCACCAGUGUGUGGCCCCCAUGCCUCGGGCUCCCAAGAGGAAGCUGGUGAACUCCUGGUACAACGUGACUGUGCUGGUGAAAAUGGACUUUCGGGAACUGGAGAAAGUGGACCCCAGACUCCUGAACCACACACGCCUUCUCUACUCCUUGGUCACCAACUCUAUGCAACCCCUGAACUCCACUGUUCAUCACCUGCACUCAGCCAGUGGGGACACCUCUACCACAGUGUCGCAGCUGCUGCUGGGCCUGCCACAGCCAUUGCCUGUGGCUAAUGUCUCUGCCAUGCUGGAUGAUAUCACAAAGCGCGUCUAUGAAGUGAUCAACAUCCAGGUGCAAGAUGUGAACGAGUGCCUCCAUGAUGAGCUCAGUACCUGCUCUGGAAGGGAGCUGUGCGUGAACAUGGAGGGCUCACAUCGCUGUACCCACAGCCAGGAGCUGCCUACAUUGUCUCCUCAGAGGCUGAACCACACGCAUGAAGAUUGUCCUCCAAUUGGCGACUACAUGAUCCUCAACGUCACUAGCAGCAGUUUCCAAGUGUCCUGGACUUUCAAUUCCACCCGGAACUGCACUUUCCAUGUGCAGAUCUACAGGGGUGAGGAGUUGCUCAGAAGCGUGCAAACAAGGGGCCUGACCCUGCAGGUGGCUGGGCUGGAGGCUGGAGUACUCUACAAGGUGAAGACCAGCUCCCAGGGAAGCGGGGCCCGAGUAUUCUCCAUGCUGACUGUCAAAACCGAUGCCCGAGUAUUUGAAAUCACAAUAAGGAUCAUGAACCGUAACUUAACGGAGAAGUUGCUCAACUGCAGCAGCGGGGAGUACCAGGAUUUCUCCAGACAGCUGCUCCGUGAGGUUGAGAACUCCCUCCCAUCCAUGGUUUCUGACCUGCACAGAAGUGGGAAGCUAAGGAUGAAGAUCAUGUCUCUCCAGGCAGGAAGUGUGGUCGUGAAGCUGAGACUCACGGUGCAAGAUCCUGAGCUUCCAGUGGGAGUCUCCACACUGUCCGCUAUGCUCCCACACUUGUGGGCAAGCACGGCGUUCCAGAUUGACCAGCAGGGGACACUUGUGCGAGACUGGGAUGAAUGUUCGGACAGCUUGGAACAUGACUGCUCGCCAGUCGCCCAGUGCAUCAACCUCGAGGGCUCCUACACCUGCCAGUGCCGCACAGCCAGGGAUGCCAACCCCUCCCGGCCAGGCCGGGCCUGUGAGGGUGAUAUGGUGAGCCCCACGGAGAGUAUGCCGUCUGUGGAGACUGGGGUCAUGUCUCUGGCUCUCAGCACAGGAACAACAGCCCUUGACUUGGAGAUGCCCACCUUGGCACCCAGCCCCUGGAGCCCAUGGAGCACCCAGGCAACUGACCAGGCCUGGACCCUGGUGUCCCCACCCAGGCAAGGGGACAGUGACGUGGGUGGGCCCAGCAGGAGCAGCACAGAGCAAGGUGUGAAGGAGAUGGUGCCCAGCACGGCCCCAGGCUCAGGGAUGGAUCUGUGGAACACUAGCCAGGCAGCCAGCACCACCUCUUCCCCCAGAGCUUUCAGGCCGACCCACAGCUCCCCUCCUAGGGCCACAGAAGGCCUGCUGGAUCAUCACGAACAGCUUCUAAGAAAGUCUACUACGGAGCCAUACUCCUUGCCCUUCACUACCCAGGACCCCACAGGGCAUGUCAGCCUAUCCACACAGGAAAGACCUCUGAACCCCACCUGGAUACAGAAGGAGGACACUGGGCCCUCGCACUUCCCGGACCUGUCAUCAGCCCACACUCCCAUGGCUCUGCAGACCCCGACCUGUGGUCCAGUCUCCAUUGGAAAGAUCACAGUCUCCAAUGUGACUAGUACCAGCUUCCACCUGGCAUGGGUGGCAGGUGGCGCCCUGCCCCCCACCUUCCAGCUCACCUUGACUUCUUCACGGAGCCCCACCAUGGGUCUAGAGACCCAGAACACGAGUGUGACCCUGGGCCUAGAGACCCAGAACACAAGUGUGACCCUCUCAAGGCUGGAGCCUGGAGUCUUGCAUCUGGUUGAGAUUGUGGCCAAAGCAUGUGGAAAAGAAGUCGGCAGAGCACACCUGAAAGUGAGGACAGCUGCCCAGAAGCUCAGAGGGCAAGUCCGGAUAGCAAACAUUAGGUAUUCAGAAUCUUUCCACAACACAAGCAGCAAGAAUUAUCAAGAGUUUCUGAAACUCUUCUUCAGGAUGGUGCAGGACUCUCUGCCAGCCACCCUGCGUCGGCACAUGGACACCGGCGGGAUCAGGAUGGAGGUCAGCAGCAUCACCAAUGGCAGCAUUGUAGUGGCGUUUGACUUGCUGAUAUCUGCAGAGGUGGACGUCAGGGAGGUAUCUGCUGCCGUGCUCGCUGCCCUCCAGAAUGCCUCUCUGCUGGAGGUGGUCAGAGACGACACCUUCAUACGGGAUUACGAUGAGUGUGAAAGGAAAGAGGACGACUGUGUGCCGGGGACAUCCUGCCGAAACACCCUGGGGUCUUUCAUCUGCAUCUGUGCAGGAGGAGCCUCAGACUUCCAAGUAGAAUAUUCUGGAAGACCCUGCAAAGAUGACUCUUCCAGGAGUGCGACCCCAGCCUCCAGCACAGAGCAGCUCCCCACUCCAGCAGGCACCCAGGCUGUUUCCCAGGAGCUGCCCCAGCAGCUGAACCUGACUGACGCGGUCAGGGUGCUCUGUGAGAUUGAAAAGGUGGCCAUCAUCAUCCAGAAGCGCUUCCUGUGGCAGGAAUCCAUCCCUGAGUCCUCCCUGUACCUGGGGCACCCCUCCUGCAACGUGAGCGAGAGUAACAGCACACACGUGCUCCUGGCGGCUGGCUGGAGCGAGUGCGGCACCAUCGUGCAGAGUAACACGACGAACACAGUGGUGAAGACCACGCUGAGGAAUGACCUGUCCCCAGAGGGCAUCAUCCACUACCUGAAGAUCCUGAGCCCCAUUCACUGUGCCUUCCAGAAUGACCUCCUCACCUCCUCGGGUUAUACCCCGAAGUGGGGGGUUUACGCCAUCAUCGAGGACCUCCAUGGCGCUGGAAACUUUGUCACAGAAAUGCAGCUGUUCAUCGGGGACUCUCCUAUACCUCAGAAUUACAGCGUGUCAGCCAGUGAUGACGUCAAGAUUGAAGUCGGCCUCUACAAGCAGAAGAGCAACCUGAAGGUGGUCCUCACCGAGUGCUGGGCCACGCCAUCCAGCAACGCCAGGGACCCGGUCUCCUUUGGCUUCAUUAACAACAGCUGCCCGGUUCCCAACACGUACACCAAUGUGAUCGAGAACGGCAACUCCAGUAAGGCCCAGUUUAAGCUGAAAAUCUUCUCCUUCAUCAACAACUCCAUAGUCUACCUGCACUGCAAACUUCGCGUUUGCAUGGAAUCCCCUGGAGCCACGUGCAAAAUAAACUGUAAUAAUUUCCGGUGGCUGAGAAGCAGUGUAACCUCUUCCACACACCAAACGUCCUGGGGGCCCCUCUUUCGGUCUGAAGAUGGGGCUCUGGCUGCAGGACCAGGCCUGGGAGCUGGCUUUGUGGCCUUCAUUGCAGUGGCUAUCUUCACUGUGGUGGCAGGGGCAGCUGCCCUUCUAGUGGUGCGCUACCAGAAAAUGAUGGGCAAGUACAACUUCAAGAUCCAGUCCGGGAACAUCAGCUACCAGGUGUUCCAUGAGUAGAGCUCCAUGGCUGACUGAAAGGUCGCCGUGAGUCAAGCUUGGUUCUUAAUUCAUCAUAGUGUAACAAGAGUCCAGCCUGUGCAGUGCUUGGUGCCAGCCCCACAGAUGACCACGACAGCCUCCUCCUGACCCAGGAGGCCCCAGACAGCCAACACCCCAGGCAGAUGACAGGGCUACUUGUGAUGUGUGCACAGUGGGCUGGGGUGCCCCAAGUCCAGACACACUCCUCAAAUCCAGCACAAAGAAGCCCUGCCAUUACCCAGGCCACCUCCACAACCCCAGACCUCUCAAACUUUGACUGUCCAAACUGGUCCAUGUGACUCCCCUGGGCUUGCUCAUCACAGACAGCUGUCACCCAACAGACUCUAUUACAUUACAUUUCAUGUUUCC